Molecule: messenger RNA, 694 nt
Organism: Leptonychotes weddellii (Weddell seal)
Lineage: Eukaryota; Metazoa; Chordata; Mammalia; Carnivora; Phocidae
Source: RefSeq, a predicted model, not a curated record
CGCGUUCUGUCCGCCGCCUCCACCUUCCGCCCGGCGCCCGCUGUCAGUGCGACGGUCGCCGCCUUGCAUCGUCGCUCGGCCCUCGCGGCGCCCGAGCCCGCAAUGUCGGGCCCCAACGGUGACCUGGGCGUGCCGGUGGAGGCGGGCGCGGAAGGCGAGGACGACGGCUUCGGGGAAGCAGCUGCCAUCUGGCACACCAGUUUUCCUAAGCCCUGAAGUCAUGGCCCGAGGUCUCCUGUGGCUGGGCCUUGUCCUGCUGGGGGCCCUGCAGGCUCAGGCCCAGGACUCUCCCCCAGAGUUGAUCCCAGCCCCAUUUCUGAUCAAGAUCCCCCUGCAGCCUGACUUCCAGGAUGACCAGUUCCAGGGAAAAUGGUACGUCGUAGGUGUAGCAGGGAAUUCAAUUAAUACAGAAAAACGAGCCCAGUUGAAGAUGUACACCACCACCUACCAGCUGAAAGACAACGGCAGCUACAACGUCACCUCCACCCUGAUCAGGAACCAGCGCUGCGACCACUGGAUCAGAACUUUUGUCCCAAGUUCCCUGCCUGGCCAGUUCACCCUGGGCAACAUUAAGCGUUACGUCGGAGUGCAGAGCUACACCGUGCGGGUGAUGACCACCAACUACAACCAGUUUGCCAUGGUGUUCUUCAAGAAAGUUUACAAAAACCAGGAGUACUUCAAGAUCACCCUCUAU